GUGUAUUUGGUCCGCCUUGUGCUGUCGUCGUCGACCUACCCUACCCCGUGGAGUGGAGGCGUGUGGAUGAUUCGUCCUCGUCGCCGUCGUCGUGGCGACGUGGGCAACCGACGCCGCCUCCCGGCUCCCACGGUCCCACCCGCGGCAUGCGGUGGCGUGUCGUGGCCGCACAUCCAUAUCCAUGUCAUCCUCAUCCUCUGCCCCUUGUUCAUCCCCCAUCAUCCGCCCAUGUCCCUGAUUGAUUGAAAUUCAUUGGAAAGGGACAUCCUCCUCCAUAUCCACCACAACCUGAACCUGUGGUCCAGAUUGGGGAACCUCCCAGCCAAAUUCAUUUCUUGGUUUAUUCUCAUCUGAGGUCUUCAGUCAAGUCCCUAAGGGCUAUUCUUAAUAAGCUACAAGAAGAAGCAAGCAACAGAUCAUCAUUCAACGGAUAUUUCAGUUAUAUGAUGGUUGAGUUGUCAACGGCAAAUUGGCUGCGAUUCAUGUUGAAAUAAAAUUCUGUGCUGUCCAAUCUUCAUAUUUAUCUUACCAGUCGUCAGUCAUCAGAGCUUAGGAAAAAAAAAAUCAAAGACAGGGCUUUCAUUUUCCUACGACUCGCCUUUACAAAGCAGACGCUGUCAACAUGGAAACAUACACUACGGAUGAAGCGCUUGAAUUCAUGGGGUUUGGGAAAUUCCAACUACUUGUGCUUGCAUAUGCAGGCAUGGGUUGGGUCGUAGAGUCCAUGGAAAUUAUGCUAUUGUCAUUUGUUGGGCCACUGGUGCGGGAGGAAUGGAACAUUUCUGCUGAAAAUGAGAGUCUGCUCUCAAGUGUAGUGUUUGCUGGUAUGCUAAUAGGAGCUUCUGGUUGGGGUUUUGUGUCUGACAAAUAUGGAAGAAGGAUUUGCUUACUAUUUUCAACCCUGUUUGCCAGUGGAAUGGGUUUUCUAAGUGCUUUCUCUCCUAAUUAUUCAUGCUUGCUGGCUCUACGUUUUCUCGUUGGCAUAGGAGUGGGUGGUGCACAUGUGUUUACAUCUUGGUUUUUGGAGUUUGUUCCUGCACAAAAUCGUGGCACUUGGAUGGUUAUUUUUUCCUGUUUCUGGACUAUUGGCACCAUCUUGGAGGCUUCACUUGCAUGGGUUGUUAUAUCAGUAUUGAGUUGGAGGUGGUUGCUAGCAUUGACUGCACUUCCAUGCUCUCUCUUGAUUCCAUUCUUUGGAACUACACCUGAGUCACCGCGCUAUUUAUGUGGGCAAAAUAGAACAUCUGAUGCAAUGCUUGUCCUGGAGAGAAUUGCUAUAACAAACCAAGCAGCUCUUCCUCCUGGAGUUCUCAUAUACCAUCAGGAAGCAAAAGUUGACCACAGUGAUCUUACUUCUGAGAAAGAAGAUCUCCUCCCAGUCAGCGAGAAGGAAUGCACAUUUGACAAUGCCAUGAGCUUCAAAUAUGGUGGUGGCAUUGCUGCAUUGCUCAGGCUAUUGUCACGCAAAUUGCUAAGAUCAACUCUUCUUCUUUGGUUUGCUUUCUUCGCAAAUUCAUUUGCUUAUUAUGGGCUAGUAUUGUUGACCGCACAACUAAGCGAUGCAAAUAGAAGCUGCACAUCUGGGCAAACAAAUGUAGUGCCACAGAAAGAUGUUAACCUUUACAAAGAUACAUUCAUUACUAGUUUAGCAGAGGUUCCUGGCCUGAUUUUAUCUGCUGUUCUUGUUGAUUGGUUUGGCCGAAAAGCUUCGAUGUGGUUCAUGUUAUUCACAUGCUGUGCUUUCAUCGGACCACUUGUGCUUCAGCAGAAUGAGCUGUUGACAACUGUCCUUCUAUUUGGUGCCCGCGCCGUUGCCAUGGGUAGCUUCACAGUUUUAUGUUUAUAUGCCCCAGAGGUUUAUCCAACAUCUGCGCGCUCAACCGGUGUUGGCAUCGCUACCGCUAUUGGCAGAAUCGGUGGGGUUGUUUGCCCUCUUGUCGCCGUUGGCAUGUUGAGAAGCUGCCACCAGAUGGAAGCCAUCCUUGUUUUUGAGCUGGUUUUAUUCCUUGCUGGAGUUGCUUGCUUUCUCUUCCCUAUUGAGACUAAAGGGCGUGGAAUGGAUUGAUGUUCAUGCUGCACUUCUUUUUUAAAGGAAGUUGGGAUUUAGAUGGGCAUGUAGAUGAUUACUAUUCAUCAGAUUUAUCAUUGGGGGUGUACAUAUCAUUAUACAUGUAGAUUUUUAUAGUGGAUAUUAAGUUGUAAAGUUCCUCAAAUAUGUGGACUUUGCAAACUUGGGCAUUUUAUUUUUGGUGUACCCACUCCAGGCUGAUAAGCAGGCCGGACUGUAAAAUGGAUUAUGUAAACAUCAUUUCUUGUAUAAGCAUCUAAGAAUGCUUUAUUGAUGUUUAUAAGCAGGAGCAUUCCAAUAUUUUGGGGCC
Oryza sativa Japonica Group (Japanese rice) is the source of this 2378-nucleotide messenger RNA. NCBI's taxonomy places the organism in Eukaryota, Viridiplantae, Streptophyta, Magnoliopsida, Poales, Poaceae. The record is from RefSeq and is a predicted model, not a curated record.